ACCCGCCGCGGCUCGCCCGCACAGCCCAGCCUCGGCGCGGGCCGCAGCCACCCCAGCCGCGGGCCGCGGCCGUCGUCGCCGUGUAAGCGCCGAGCCCGCCGGGCGCGGAACCCAGGCGGAUCCAGGCUGGGCGUUCGUACGCACGGGCCGCCGCCACCGUGGUUCGAUACCCUCUAGCUCUGGGGAGGACGCGCUCGACUCGCUCCCUCCCCAUCAGCCUCAGAGCGCUCCUUGAGCUCCUCAGAGCCGGAGCAUCCUCCCCGGUGCUCAGCAUCCUCCUGUCAGCGCCGGAGCAUCCUCCUCAGGGCUCUGCGUUCUCUGCGCUCAGCAGCCUCCUCAGAGCUCAGCAUCCUCCUUCCGUUCCUCGGCAGCGCCCGGGCCCGGUCCCCACCCGCUCGCACCCCACCCGCGGGAAGGAGGCCUCGGGAAUGCAGGGGAGUGGCUGUGGGGGCGCGUCGCCGCUUGGCCAGCCCCUCUGCCCAAACACGGGCUGUUCCCCAUUGUAGAAGCUGCACCGAGAGAAGGAGGACGGCGUGCUGCUCCCUGCGCGGGGCUGCAGGGAAUCUCAACGUACUGAAGCCCGUGCAUCCUUUAAGGGUGGGGCGGGGAGGGCCCUGGCUUUUGGGGAGUGGACCUGGAGGAGGACUGGAGAAGGGAAAGGACUCUGUAGCGGACUCGGUGAGAGACUAUGGGGAAGGACCAGGAGCUGCUGGAAGCUGCUCGUACUGGCAAUGUGGCUCUCGUGGAGAAACUCCUAUCUGGCAGGAAAGGAGGGAUCCUGGGUGGUGGAUCCGGACCUCUGCCCCUGUCUAAUCUGCUAAGCAUUUGGCGAGGUCCCAAUGUGAACUGCACAGACAGUUCGGGUUACACCGCUUUACACCACGCAGCCUUAAAUGGACAUAAGGACAUAGUUCUCAAACUGCUGCAAUACGAGGCAUCCACCAAUGUAGCGGACAACAAGGGUUACUUCCCCAUUCACCUGGCUGCCUGGAGAGGAGAUGUGGAGAUUGUGAAGUUACUUAUCCACCAAGGACCUUCCCAUUCCCGAGUCAAUGAACAGAACAACGAGAACGAAACCGCCCUCCACUGUGCAGCGCAAUACGGACACUCGGAAGUAGUUGCGGUUCUCCUAGAGGAGCUCACAGACCCGACGAUUAGGAACAGCAAACUCGAAACACCGCUGGACUUGGCAGCACUGUACGGGCGGCUGAGGGUGGUGAAGAUGAUCAUCAGCGCACACCCAAACUUAAUGAGCUGUAACACUCGGAAGCACACACCGCUCCACCUCGCAGCCCGCAACGGUCACAAGGCCGUGGUCCAGGUGCUCCUGGAGGCAGGGAUGGACGUGAGCUGUCAAACAGAAAAGGGGAGUGCUCUUCACGAAGCGGCUCUGUUUGGGAAGGUGGAUGUGGUUCGAGUUCUGUUAGAAACAGGAAUUGAUGCCAGCAUAAAGGACAGUUUAGGGAGAACUGUCUUAGACAUUCUGAAAGAGCACCCGUCUCAGAAGUCCCUCCAGAUUGCAACGCUCUUGCAAGAUUAUUUGGAAGGCGCAGGAAGGUCAGCAGUCCUGGAAGAGCAUGCUCAGGAAGAUACAGCCCAAGAGACACACCUUUCAUCUCCUGCUGAGUCUCCUCAAAAGACUAAAAGUGAAACUGUCACUGGAGAACUAUCAAAACUCCUGGAUGAAAUAAAACUCUGUCAAGAAAAGGAUUAUUCCUUUGAAGACCUGUGCCAUACGAUCUCAGACCACUACUUAGAUAACUUGAGCAAGAUUUCAGAGGAAGAGCUUGGGAAAAAUGGAAGCCAGAGUGUAAGAACUUCAUCUACAAUAAAUUUGUCACCAGGAGAAGUGGAAGACGAAGAGGAGGAUCCAAACUCUUGUGGGCCCACAGGACUCUGGGAAGCGCUAACUCCUUGUAACGGAUGUAGGAACCUUGGCUUUCCCAUGCUUGCACAGGAGUCUUAUCCAAAGAAGAGGAAUUACCCCAUGGAAAUCGAACCAUCUGCUUCUCUGGACACAUUCCCUUCAGAGAAUGAGAACUUCCUUUGUGAACUCGUGGACACAGCUGUUACAAAGAAGCCCUGCUCCUUAGAAAUUGCAAGGGCACCUUCUCCAAGAACUGAUAAUACCUCUGAGGUAGCAAUUACUGCUCCAGGAACUAGUCACCAUAGAAACAGCUCUACAGGCCCAACACCUGACUGCUCACCUCCAUCCCCCGACACUGCCCUAAAAAAUAUCGUAAAAGUUAUCCGACCUCAGCCAAAACAGCGAACAUCUAUUGUGUCUUCUCUGGAUUUCCAGCGAAUGAAUCAUAACCAAGAAUACUUUGAAAUCAGCACAUCUACAGGGUGUGCCAGCUUUACUUCCAGCCCGCCAGUUAGCCCGCCCACCUCUUCUGUGGAAACCACAGAAGUCAAGAAGCAGGGAGCUGACCACGCAGAUGAUCUCUCUCAGCAGGAAGAUGAUGAACCCCCGAAGGAGUAUGAUGCCGGGCAAUUCGCAGGUCUUCUCCAUGGCUCCUCUCCAGCCUGUGAGUCUCCUGAAAAUCCAUUUCAUCUGUAUGGGAAAAGAAAUGCAUGUGAAGAUGGACCAGAUGAAGCCAGUUUGGCAAACAGUCCCUUGCCUUUCAAACAGACUCCAAUAGAAAACAACCCGGAGCCCUCAGUGAAGAAAGUUAAACCCAAAGUGGUCAGUAGGACAAUUUUCCACAAAAGAAGCCACCAACUUGAGAACCAUACCAUCGUUGGCACAAGAAUGUCCAGGAGUGGAUCCCGCAAUGGUGACCAGUGGGGUGUGAAUCCAGGGGGCUUUGUGGAGAGAGCAUGUACUCUGGGGAGAAUAAGGUCAUUGCCUAAAGCCCUGAUCGACAUGCAUUUAUCCAAAAAUGUUUCCAAGUCUGAUUCUGAUCUUAUUGCCUACCCUUCCAAGGACAAAGCGAGAGUUAACUGGAGCAAAUCAUCAACUGCGGAGCGCAGUUCCAAAGAUAAUUCUGAAAGAACACCUUCUUUCACAUCUGAAUGGGAAGAAAUUGACAAAAUAAUGAAUUCGAUUGACGUUGGAAUCAACAGUGAACUUGAAGGGAUGAACGGACCCAGAUGCCCUGUCCAAACAGUGGGACAAUGGCUGGAAAGCAUUGGGCUACCUCAGUACGAGAACCACCUGAUGGCUAAUGGAUUUGACAGUGUACAGUUUAUGGGAAGCAAUGUUAUGGAAGAUCAGGAUUUGUUGGAAAUUGGAAUCCUUAACUCUGGCCACAGACAGAGAAUUCUACAGGCGAUCCAGCUCCUUCCAAAGAUGAGGCCCAUCGGCCAUGAUGGCUACCAUCCCACCUCUGUAGCCGAGUGGCUGGAUUCCAUUGAGCUGGGUGAUUACACCAAAGCCUUUCUCAUCAAUGGCUACACGUCCAUGGACCUGUUGAAAAAGAUCUGGGAGCUUGAACUUAUUAAUGUUUUAAAAAUCAGUUUGAUUGGCCACAGGAAACGCAUUUUGGCAUCUCUGGGAGAUAGGCUGCACGACGACCCUCCACAGAAGCCCCCUCGGUCCAUCACCCUCAGGGAACCCAGUGGUAAUCACACUCCUCCUCAGUUGUCUCCAUCACUUAGCCAAAGCACUUACACCACUGGUGGCUCCCUAGACGUUCCUCACAUUAUCAUGCAGGGCGACGCAAGGAGGAGAAGAAAUGAAAACUACUUUGAUGAUAUUCCCCGAUCAAAGCUGGAGAGGCAGAUGGCUCAGACAGGGGACUGGGGAGAACCUUCUAUCACCUUGCGACCUCCUAAUGAAGCCACAGCCUCAACUCCCGUCCAGUACUGGCAGCAUCACCCGGAAAAACUCAUCUUCCAGUCAUGUGACUACAAAGCCUUUUAUUUAGGUUCUAUGCUGAUAAAAGAGCUGAGGGGAACAGAAUCAACACAGGAUGCUUGUGCAAAGAUGCGGGCUAACUGUCAGAAGUCUACAGAGCAAAUGAAGAAAGUCCCCACUAUCAUCCUUUCCGUCUCAUAUAAAGGAGUAAAAUUUAUCGAUGCAGCAAAUAAGAAUAUAAUCGCCGAACAUGAAAUUCGUAAUAUCUCCUGUGCUGCCCAGGACCCAGAAGACCUCUCAACAUUUGCUUAUAUCACAAAAGAUUUGAAGUCCAACCACCACUACUGUCACGUGUUUACUGCCUUUGAUGUGAAUUUAGCCUAUGAAAUCAUCCUAACGCUGGGACAAGCAUUUGAGGUCGCUUACCAGCUAGCCCUACAAGCAAGAAAAGGGGGCCAUUCCUCCACACUUCCAGAAAGCUUUGAGAACAAGCCCUCGAAACCCAUCCCAAAGCCCCGAGUUAGCAUUCGGAAGUCAGUGGCUCCGCAGACAUCCUGUCCCAACAGGCUGGUAUGACUUCAAAGCGGCCGCCUCUGGUAGUAGCAACACCCCAAAGCUGGAAGGCUCCCAGCCAGCUUCCCAUCUGCUCUCUGUUCCAGCUACCAUCCCGCAUCCUAGACUCUCUGGGAUUGGCACCGGGCAGGCCCCCAGAAUGCGUUGCCCCCCUCAUCCCGCAAUCUUUCCAUCUGCUGCCUUCUCCUCCUCCUCCUCCUCCCAUCAGCUCUCAGCCUCCGUCCAUGUCAUGAGGAAAUAGACAUUUUUAACCUCCAAAGAGAGGUUCCUUCCUUGGGAUGAUGUGGCUUCUCUGGAUCACACCUUUGGGGCCCCUUCUCCUGUCUCUGCUCUUGGUCACCUCAGCACCCACGGAAUGAUCCCUCAGCAUCCGGCCUCUCCAAGUCCCUGACCAUUGUCCUCCUGCAUCCCAGAAGGCCUCCGCUGAUUGAUUGGUCAUUACCAGCGGCUGCUGCACCUCUCAAACCCCACGCUACACUCCUACCCCACACCCUCCUGCCUCAGCACCUCCCCAGACGGUGCCCCCUGCUCUCUAUCCCCAGUCCUUGACACACCCCAGAACCCUAGAAAUGUCUGUCCAGUUUGUUUCUAAGCAUCUCCGCCUUCAGGUUUAGCCACUGUAAAUCCUUGCUUCUCUACCCCCUGUCCCCAGCCCAGCAAAUGACACGACACUUCACCAUGCUGCUUGUCGCCCAAGUCACCUUGAUUGCUGUUGUACCUGGACCUCCACAUCCAGCCCAUGAGCAGAGACCAAUCUUUGCUCCCCUCAGACACACCUCCAGUCUGCCCACUCCUCUCUACUUCCUCCAUCACCACCCCCCCAAUCCAAGCCCAGUGCACACCCCUCCCAGCGACUCCCUUUCUUCACACAGGAAAAACCAUAGCAGCCUAAAAAUACCUGAACCUAAUUUCCGAUCACGCGUGGUGAUGCCCAGGCUCUCCACUCCUUGAGUACACUGCUCAGUCCCACUGGAGUCUUUAUGCCACCCGUGAUCGCUCUCUUCCACCUCCCCUGGCCCCCGAAUUCUGCACGGCCCCAUGGUACCAUUCAGGUUUUAGCUGCACGAAGCUUUUCCUAACCAGGGUCGAUGCCUGGUCACCGUGUAGGCCCUCUUCAUUCCGUGGAGUGUUGACUGAACUUACUGCUGCCUCUCUUCCUGCACAAACCUAUCUACUCCAUGAAGUACACUGGCAUGCUGUCGCCCCAGGGCCCUAGCAGCACUGACCACAAACCUGGGGUCAGAGACGCGGGGUGGUGAGGGUGGACUUAACGAAUGUGUCUCUGAGUGUGAUUAUUAGGCUUCCGGGUCCAGGAAUGCACAGCGUGUUUGUGGGGAUUGUCACUUAGACUGUUCUGUUCCUUCUCGGGUGGGCUGGGUGGGUCUGCUCACAGCACACGCACGUCCUUCCAGCUAUACUGCGGUCAGAGUAGACUCCUUCCAGAGGAGCACAAAGGCUUUGUUGCCAUAAGGGCUCAUAGAAUAUGCAUCUAGGCGCCCUCUCUGGGAAACAGGAGAGUCCACAGUCUACUUGGCUCCGGAUGCAGGCCCUCGCCAGGCUUCAGAACUCCAAUUUCCUCAGCUCUGGUUGUUGACUCUUAGGACACACACACAGUACUCUUUCUAAAAGCCCUUCUUCCCUCAGCCUGUGAAGGCACAGGGCAAACCAUGGCAGAAGGCAGCCGGAUAGGCACAUAGGCUGAGGCCCUGCAGCCUCCAGCAGGUUAAAAAGCUGACAGAGGAAGUCUGAGCAGGCCUUCCAGAAACUCCUUGGUCCCAUUUACAGAGCCAAGUAGAUGAAGGCCAAAGGAUGAGCAAGCCAUUGGGGAAAGAGCUUAACUGAGGCCCGUCAGAGCUCGGACCUUAGCUGCUGCCCAGUGAAUGACACGCUUGGCUUUAUGGAAAGCUCAAGGACAUCUGAACCCAGGACAGAGUCCACCAAGGACUCUGACAAGCCCUGGCUGGCCUCUUCCCUUCCUGUCUCGGGUUCAUCCCUCUCUGCCAUUUUCCUGUCCCCCUGGGAUCUGUACCUGCUUUUUGUCCACUCGAGUACCUUUCUUAUCCAGGCCGAGCACUCAUUGUCUGAACAGCAUUUAUUGACUGUACAAUUAUUUAUUGCAUGCCUGCUUUGCAUUGGGCUGCCUAGAGUUUUCCCAGGUUUGGAGAAAAUAGCAAUAAAGUUAACCAAAGCCCCACCUUUACGGAGGGGCAUCCGUUGUGGAAGAGGGAGUAGACAGGUGGUAUGUGUCUGUGUCAGGAAGAGAUCGGAAUGCGGGGAGCUAAAAGGUUAAGGUGCCAUUUUGUAGAGGGUGUGGCGAGUACAAGAAGUGGUGUUGAAGUCAAGACCUGGACCACACUGGCUAGGAGGCAAACGGGGGAGAGCAGAGGCCUCACGCAGGGAUGGGUGCCCAGGGCCAUUCCCAGAGCAGCAUGGUUGGAGCUCAGAGAGGCAGCAGGCAAGUGGGCGGGGCGCUGCAGUGUCCUCGGAGGACGUGGGGUUCUUUCCAGACCCCGAUAUUGGGGUGUUGGGAACCACCGCUGCUCCCCUGCCUCUGCGCCCGGGGGCGGGGCCAGGUCUCACUCGCGUCACCCUUGCAGGCCCCUGCAGAAUCGCUGUGCAGUACAGGUGCGAACGCGCGGACGCCGCCGGGGCCGCCCCGCAGCGCGGCUGGGCGAGCGGGGCCCGAGGUGGGGUUCCAGCGGCGCCCACGCGGCCGCGCCGCCGCCCAGCUGCCGGAUAACGGGCAUCAGCCUUUCUGUUUUAAAGCAGAUCGACCCUUCUGAGCAAAAGACUCUGGCCAAUCUGCCGUGGAUUGUGGAGCCGGGGCAAGAAGCCAAGAGGGGCAUUAAUACCAAGUAUGAAACCACGAUUUUCUGAUACCCGCCGCCCCGUCCUCGCGGUGCCUUGCUCGCCCAGCAGUCCCCGCAGCAGGCUCUCCUUCGCGCCUCCGUGUCCACCCGCCCCGGGAGGAAGACUGCUCCAGCUCGCGUGGCCUCGUCACGGGCGGAAGGGCGACGGCCAUCCCUAGGGAGCCUUCUGCCAGCGAGACUUUGACGCCCCUUAGAGGCGCGAGGGGGGCUGCGCGGGGCACCCCAACUCCGCUACCACCGCCUCCUCCGAGGUACUGCUCAACUGCCCCGUACUUGCUUUGCUUUAGUUGGGGGGAGAAUACCUUUUUAAAAGUGAGAGGGUGGGGAGAGGGAGGGUCUCCAGUACUGCCUGAAAGUCUCGGGUUUAUGUUUUCACGGUCAGCCGUUUUGAAGGGAAAGGUCAGAACAGUACUACCCCACCCCCCAAAGCACCUGUAAAGUCAUUGUAUCACUGAGUACAAUUUCAUGCAAAAAGACAAAGCAACCCUCACCAGGAAGUUCUGUCCCCCCCCCACACACACUCGAUUUCUAUAUUUGUGGAUUUUAUAGUAAUCAACUAUAUGUCAGAUAAAGGAAACCUUUAUUGAAUGAUUCAAAAAUUUAAAAAGUGAUUUAAAACAGAGGAAUUUAUUAUGCACAGAAAAAAAUGUGUCUUGUAUUAAAUAUUUUUAUUAAAAAGAAUGUUUCAUUAAUGCAUUCAUAAGAAAACUAGGUUUGUUGUGCGGGGUGUUUCUGGUUUCGUUUCAAAUGACUACAUUCCUACUGCUACUUGCCCUGAGGUCCUGGCUCAGUCAGGGUGAAGCCCGGAUGCCCUUUGCCUCAGGAGCAGAACGGGCUAGUGCUGCGGGUGACUCAAAGUGCUGACUCAGCCGUAGCCUGCAUAAGUGGUUUAUUUGGGGUUGUUUUGGGUUUUUGUUUUGUUCUGUUUUGUUUUAGCCUUUGGGGUGUUUUAAAGAACAUGUUUAGCAAAAAAUUAAUUAAAAAAUAAAUAAAAGCUAGGGCUCCUGCUGCCAAGAUUUCUGUCAAGGAAACCUUGUUUGAGAACGAUGUUAAUAAAAUUCUAUUGCAAAAUUCUUUUCUAGAAAAAAUAAAUAACACAAAAAAAAGAAGAAAUUCCAAAGUAAUAAAAACUUUUCUUGAAACAGAUUUAAAAAAAAAAGUUUGCUUACUAUUUGAUUAAAUAAAUUUACUUAUGUUUCUUUAAGGUAUUUUAAUUUUUUUAAUGUCUCUGUGGAGUAUUUGUAUGAUACCAUAAUGUAUAUUUCUGUAGAAACAAAUUAUAUAAACAGUAUCAAUAUCAUUAUAGAAAAAUAACAUUUUAAUGUAUAUUGUUCUAACCAAUCAUAUUGUGAAUCAUUUUGAAGUUCAUUAUAGCGAUAUUGAUAAAUUGUGAACUUGUCUUAAUGUUUUUUUUUAAUUAACCAAUAUUAUUUUAAACCUGAGAUUCUCACAUUCACCAGUUGGUGAGUUUUGAAGAAAAACUAAAUUUCAUUUCAACUGACAAAUGUAUAUGCUUUGAGUUCAGUGUUGAAGAAUUUUAAUACAAUAUUAAAUUACUUGAACUGAAUAGUUCCUUGUAUAUAUUUUGCCUAUUCACUGUUGAUAUGUAUGUAGUAAACAGAGACAAGAAUAACAUUCAAAUAUGGUACCAAAUGGAACCUUUACAGGAGCAAAGCAGCCAGGAUGUGUAUCUAAGCUUGGGCUUCCAGUUAUAAAUUUUGUAAUUUUUGUCAUUAUUUAUAUCCUAUAUUAAAAAAAAAAAAGCACACAAAAUAAAACAGAAGUUGUACAGUGGCUGGUGCCUGGCAUUGUUCUGUGAGCACGCCCGGGGACUAAAGGCCCAGCCCUCUCCACAGAUAAAGAGAUUUGUUUUCAAUUGGCAACAUCAGUGAAAAAAAAAGAAAAAAGAAAAAAAAAAAAAACUUGCUCGUUUCCAAGUUCACGGUCUGAAAAAGAAACAUUGUCUCCAGAAGCUUGAAUUUAAGCCAAGAUGCCUUUGCAUUGUCUUUUAAAAGUGGCAUAUAAGGGGGAAAUUGGCAAGACAGACAUUUCUAAAACAGAGGGGACCACACACACUCACACACACACAAAAUAAAAAACAGACAUAUGUAGCAUAAAACAUAUAGCUUGCUUGGGAAAACAUCCCCUGCACAUCUUUAUACAUCCUCAAGUCCUUUCGUCUUUUUUUCCUAAAACAUGCACCUGCUGUAAAGUAAGUGAUAGGCUAGUCAGAGCUACACUGAUUCUGUGAUCAGCGACCACCAUGCUGCAGGUCCUUCAACCUCCAUCACCCAUUGUCCAAUCCAUGACUGCUACCCUUGAAAACCCAAAGUAGUCUUAGGGUGCUCUCUGCCUGUCAUUCAGAGGCCUGGGACUUUGAACCCGAAAGAGAUAAAGCAAUGAAAGCAGGAUUGAAGUGGGCCCGGGGCCUGGGAUACCUCAGGCAGGGGUUUUCCACUCUGAUGCUUCCACUGGGCCAGUUUGUUCACUUUGUUUUUAUUUUCUCUGUUCAUCACAUGUGUGUUUGUAUUCAUAAUGAUUCCAGCAUGAAGUAUGGAGCACACUCCAAUUAGGGGAAAUUAAAAGACACAAGACUAGCAUAGUGGUGAAAUAUCUUCUUGUGCUGGCACCAGGUUGAAGGAGCAGUAAGAACAAAGCCAGCCAUGUGGCAGAGUUAGCCCCCUCCAGACGGGAGGGUACAACAGACAGUUGUGGUUUGUCUCAGAGAGGAAGGCAGGAGUAACUCUGAUCUCCCUCUCCAUUCUUCACCCAAAGCUAAGGGUCGGGGCACAGGAGCAGCCCAUGGCCAGAGCAAAGUAGAGAAUGCAAGAGACACUCCGGAAGCAGAAAAGCCAGCUCAGGCAUGGGAGAUGGGGUUUAUAGCUGACUUUGUUUAAGGGGAAAGCCUAAUAUUUGAUAAAUGGAGUAACCAGCGGUUGAGAGUGACAAGCCCUUAAAUGCUAACAUUAAUCAAAGGAAAACUUAAAUGGCUCCCUUUACAGAAGGACUUGAAUUCAAUCGAUCCGUUUAAUUUUUUUUCUUAUUAAAUGGUGUUCUGUAAUAAAUCUGGAUGAAUGGACCCUAUGAAAAUCCUGCUCGGCUUGUUAAUAAGUCAUGGAAGUGGUUUCUCUCAAAUUGGACUGCUUGGGAAUGUCGCCAGCCUAUCUAAUGUCUGGAUGAGAUGGAACAGGUGUCUAAGCUUAAAGGGCGUGUGGCCACCUCCUCCAAAAUCAGUAAACAUUUGCACUUGGACUCCAAGUAAAUGUUACUCCUAUUUCUAAAAUGAAUUGACAAUUUGGGGGAGUAGUCUAGUUUCCAGUGAGCUAGAAUGUAAUGUCCACAUUCAGAAAUCUGUAUAGAAUAAAGCCUCUUUACUGACA
Mus pahari (shrew mouse) is the source of this 10625-nucleotide messenger RNA. RefSeq names its product ankyrin repeat and sterile alpha motif domain containing 1B (gene Anks1b). The transcript has 26 exons. Gene Ontology annotation, molecular function: protein binding. NCBI's taxonomy places the organism in Eukaryota, Metazoa, Chordata, Mammalia, Rodentia, Muridae. The coding region runs from base 689 to 4378 and encodes 1229 amino acids. The record is from RefSeq and is a predicted model, not a curated record. Gene Ontology annotation, cellular component: cytosol.